Molecule: messenger RNA, 261 nt
Organism: Psammomys obesus (fat sand rat)
Lineage: Eukaryota; Metazoa; Chordata; Mammalia; Rodentia; Muridae
Product: neutrophil antibiotic peptide NP-1-like
Exons: 2
Coding region: 1-261 (86 amino acids)
Biological process (GO): disruption of plasma membrane integrity in another organism; antibacterial humoral response; antimicrobial humoral immune response mediated by antimicrobial peptide
Cellular component (GO): extracellular matrix; extracellular region
Source: RefSeq, a predicted model, not a curated record
AUGAGGACACUCACUGCUCUUUUCCUGCUGGCCCUCCAGACCCAGGCAGAACCUGUCCACAGAAUAGCUGAUGAAGCUCCAGUCCAAGACUGGCUGGGAGAGGAGGACAAGGAUAUGUCCAUAUCCUUUGGAAGGGAUAAAAGCACUUCUCUUCAAGAUGACAAUGUGAAGUCAGGCUUGACCUGCUACUGUAGAAGAAGAGGCUGUGGUUUCCUCGAACGCCUCUAUGGGGCCUGCAGUUACCGAGGCUACGUCUUCUGA